GACUCUUGUUAAGAAGUUGAAGAUUCGGCAUGUACUAUGGCAUAAUUGAGUUCAGUAUAAACUAAGGAUUAGCAACAUUUAUAUCUGAGAAGAAAAUAAAUAAUGUUUGACCCCUGCACAGUAAGAAACAAGCGGUCGACGUUGCAAGAUAUUGCUCCGAAAGAAAGCAAUACUUCUGUUCCUAAAAUACCUUUGCCGGCUUCAAGGUUCAAAACAAAGCAUAUAGAUGCUCUUUGUUCGCUUAUGCACCUUUGUUUAUUGCGGGAAGACUACAAUCGAGCAUAUCGUGCUUUCUCUCUUUUAUUGCGAUCAAAAGGUGUAGAUAUGUCAAAAAUGUGGAACAUCGGUUUGGAGAUAUUGAACCAAGUUAGACCCGAUGACUCGACAGAAUAUAUGGAACGUCUCAUAGCUCGUUUUCCUGCGAACCCAAAUAAGAAUCGUACGCAACGUUCCCUGACAUCUGAGCAAUUUUUUCCUGCAUACAUUUUACUAUUAAUUCAGAGGCAAGAGUACCAAAGGGCGAUGAAUUCCUUGGAUGAAUAUAUGCUUUCUCCACCGUUUAAUCAAAAUAAAGCUUUAUAUGAAUAUUCAGGAAUGCUAUGUUUUGAACUCGCCAAAAACGAAUCUUCAGAUGAUGAGCGAAACCACUGGCUUCAGAAAGCAAAGCAAAAUCUUCAUGAUGCGGGCGUCUCUUUGAAUGAAUAAAUAUUGCUUUUAGUACAAGCAAAGCAAAUAACCUGGCUUUCUUUUCUGCUGAAGCUCUGAUAGAUGUAUAUUAUAUAAUUUUCCUAUAUAUUCUUUUAACUUUACUCCUAUAAACAAGAAUUAUGGAAAAAUGUAAUUGAAAUGAAAAAUAAUAAUAUAUUAACCUACACAAGAAC
Messenger RNA from Schizosaccharomyces octosporus yFS286, 881 nucleotides. RefSeq names its product RNA polymerase I transcription factor subunit Rrn11. Gene Ontology annotation, cellular component: RNA polymerase I core factor complex. The transcript is spliced from 2 exons. The record is from RefSeq and is a predicted model, not a curated record. Gene Ontology annotation, biological process: nucleolar large rRNA transcription by RNA polymerase I; transcription initiation at RNA polymerase I promoter. NCBI's taxonomy places the organism in Eukaryota, Fungi, Ascomycota, Schizosaccharomycetes, Schizosaccharomycetales, Schizosaccharomycetaceae. Gene Ontology annotation, molecular function: RNA polymerase I general transcription initiation factor activity; TBP-class protein binding; RNA polymerase I core promoter sequence-specific DNA binding. The coding region runs from base 103 to 705 and encodes 200 amino acids.